This is a messenger RNA of Staurois parvus, 427 nucleotides long. The record is from the annotation of a GenBank genome assembly. Lineage: Eukaryota; Metazoa; Chordata; Amphibia; Anura; Ranidae.
CUAAACCCACAACAGUGAAAUCAGUCUGUAGAUGCAGGAAAGCAUGCUUGUUACUCACUGUGGGACCUAAGGGGUUAAUCCUCUGCAUUGUGUAAAAAAUGUGGUUUGAUCCCAUCGUCUCUGAUCCUCCCCUUCUUCCAGUGUCUCCCUCUUAUCUCCUGAUAAGACAUCGCGUGGAGACACUGUGCACAAGCUCAGUUUGGUGUGUAUUGCUAGAAGUUUUUGGUUUUCUUCUUGGGAGAGUGCAUGUGAUCAGCACAGGGCCAAUCAGCACUGCCCAGACAGAGAGGGGUUCUGCAUCCUCCUAGAGAAAACUCCCCCUAUAAGUUUUAACCAGUGCUCUGCUGGACACUGAUAGAAGGCUUUAAAGGAUAAAUUCACCUUUCGGAACAUGGUACAUGUUCCACCUGUUUUUAGGGGAGGGAGA